CAUGCUAAUCUCUGAUGUUUCAGUUAUCUUGGGUAAUGUCGCAUCUCACUCAGCCAAGAUACAACUGUCUUGCUCACGUUGAUUAGUCUAGGCUAUCAGGACUAGCCACGGAGUCAAGAUAUCGUCUUACUUUUAUCGCUGGAGUAGCUUCGCACGCAGGCAGAAGCAGGAUGGGAUGCAAUUACCAUAAUGCUAAUCAUAGCCUCUGGACUCGGAUCAGAUCGACUAACCCGUCGUGCCGUUUGUUCUCAUCAUCAACAGUAUCCUGGAGAUGACAUCAUAAGCCUGAGGAGGGACAGGUGAUGAUCUGAUAAGAUAAGGAUGACUAAUCACAUAUUGGAUCUGAGAAGAGAAAUGGCAACAUCGUCCUCAGCUCAUUCCACCAUGCUCUUAGACUCCUCUCUCAUCACAGGAAAAGUACGACACAAUCAACCCUAGUCAACCUCAUGCAUACUUUAUAAUGAAACCACACCAUGGACACAGCAAACGCCGCAGAAAAUGGUCCAGAAUCACAUGCAUCCCCAGAGGCUCCUAGCGCAGACAACGAAUACAGCCGCCCAGCGACAGGUAAAUUCCGCUUCAAAUCCUCAAAAUCGAAAUCUAAGUCUCACCGGGAUGAACCAUACGAUACCCACCACCAUCACCACCACCACCGCCGCCAUCACCGCCCUUCCCACCGCCACGACCACCAUCGCUCCUCCAAACGACACAAAUCCAAGCGCUCGCCCUCCCCCAACCCCCACGAUCAAGAUAACCCAUCCCGCCUCUCCCCCGACACCGCCUUCCGCGAGUCCCUCUUCGACGCCCUCGGCGACGAUGAAGGCGCCGCAUACUGGGAGACCAUAUACGGCCAGCCCAUCCACAAAUACCCCGUCCCAUCCGUCCCCAAGGGUCCCGACGGCGAGCUAGAGCAGAUGUCUGAGGAGGAGUACGCGACAUACGUACGCAGUCGGAUGUGGGCGCGGACGCGCGAGGGGAUGCUCGAGGAGCAAGAGCGCCUGCGCGCCGAACGAGCGCGGCAGAAGCGGCGCGAGGAGGAGAGCGCAGAGAGCCAGCGCGAGAGGAUGCGGUUCGAACAAGCGAUGGAGGAGAGUCUGCAGCGGGGCCGGGAGCGACGGCGUCUCAAGGUGUGGAAGACGGCCUGGGAGGAGUAUCGGCGUGCCUGGGAGGAGGUUAAUCAGGAAGUAAACGUGGGUGAGCGCGAGCGCAGGGCGUUCCGGAAUCUGGUCUUUUGGCCGGUGGAGUCGGGGAAGCGGAGGGAUGUGUCGCGCGAAGCGGUGGAGGAGUUUAUGCGCCAUGCGCCGGCGGAGGUGUCUGGGGCGGGAGACGGUGAUGGGGCGGACGGCACGGCUGGCCUGCUUGCGGUGCUCAAGUCUGAGCGGAUACGCUGGCAUCCGGAUAAGAUUCAGCAUCGGUAUGGUACGCUGGGGAUCGAUGAAAGUGUGUUGGCUAGUGUGACCGAGGUCUUCCAGAUCAUCGAUCAUAUGUGGAAUGAGACGAGGGCGAAGCAGUCGUAGACUGCUGGUGACUUUUUUACGUGGUCAGACGAGAGUUUAGAACAGCAUUUUCUCGGCGUUUUGAUAUCAUGAUACCCUGCAGUCGAUAGUCAUUAUUCAUCACAGUUCUUAUA
This is a messenger RNA of Aspergillus novofumigatus IBT 16806, 1630 nucleotides long. RefSeq lists its product as uncharacterized. The record is from RefSeq and is a predicted model, not a curated record. Gene Ontology annotation, biological process: canonical NF-kappaB signal transduction. Lineage: Eukaryota; Fungi; Ascomycota; Eurotiomycetes; Eurotiales; Aspergillaceae. The transcript has a single exon. The coding region runs from base 474 to 1517 and encodes 347 amino acids.